Molecule: messenger RNA, 1257 nt
Organism: Tarenaya hassleriana
Lineage: Eukaryota; Viridiplantae; Streptophyta; Magnoliopsida; Brassicales; Cleomaceae
Product: protein TIFY 10A-like
Exons: 5
Coding region: 230-991 (253 amino acids)
Biological process (GO): response to wounding; regulation of defense response; regulation of jasmonic acid mediated signaling pathway
Cellular component (GO): nucleus
Source: RefSeq, a predicted model, not a curated record
GAAAAAAAGCUUAUAAGAAACCCCCCAAUUUCUCCCUCGUGACAAACGCAAUUUGCAGAGCCACAAAAGCAAAAAAAAGAAAAAACCCUACUUUUCAUAUUCUCAUACAAGAAGAAUCUGGAGACCAGAGGAGGUGAAGAAGCAAGGACAUCGUCGGUUCGAUCUUCUGUUUGUUUUGUGGGAAAUCCGUUGUGCUUCAAAGUGGGUUUUUAUUCGCUGUCGGUUGACGAUGUCGAGUUCCGUGGAGUUGUCGGAGUUCUGUGGUCGGAGGUUGCCGGAGAAGUCGAGCUUCUCGCAUAAGUUUAGUCGAUUGAGUCGGUAUCUGAAGGAGAACGGUACCUUCGGAGAUCUGAGUUUGGAGAUGACAUGCAAACCCGAUGUCAACGGAGGUUCUGUUAUGUCACGGCAACCCACCACGAUGAAUCUGUUCCCGUGUGAAGCUCCGAGCAAGGAUUCGGUGGCGGCCCAAGACAUCAAAACGAAGAGUUUGUUUCCUCGGCAGCCGAGUUUUUCCUCUUCCUCCUCCUCUGCCCCCAAGGAAGAUGUCUGUAAGAUCACAGAUUCUCAAUCUGUGAUGCCGGAGUCUCAGACCGCUCAAAUGACGAUAUUCUAUGGCGGGCAAGUGAUGGUGUUCAAUGAUUUUUCGGCUGAGAAAGCCAAGGAGGUCAUGAAAUUGGCGGGCAGCGGCAAGAGCCACAUGGGUUUCAAGAAUCAAACCGAGACUAUGAGCGCCGGUCAUCAUUGCCCGAAUCCAGUCCCUAAUACCGGAAAUAGCUUAACACAAGAACCAUGUCAACCUUUCGCAACCCAAAUUGGCUGUGAACUUCCAAUUGCUAGAAGAGCUUCGCUCCAUCGGUUCCUGGAGAAGAGAAAAGAUAGGAUCACAUCAAAGGCACCUUACCAAGUAGGCGGUCCGGACGAACCUUUCGACAAGCCUUCGACCGAAGACAAGCCCUCCUGGCUCAGUUUCGCGGCUCCGAAACCUCGAUAAUUGUUAAAACUCAAGCGUCAGGCAUGAAUCUGUCUUAAAUCACUCGUUUUGUCUGCUCAAUUCAUCGCAGAACUCAUACAUAAGCCUGUCUGUAUGUAUGUAUGUAGUUUCAGUUCUCAGGUCUACAUCGUUAGAUAUGUCUAACCUCUCUUUGGAUCUCAAUAUUAGCUUUUUAUGUAACUAAAUUUUGAACGAAUCGACGCUUUAAUUUCAUCGCCCAUAUGUAUUUGUCUCGCCUUAAUUUCAGGUUUUUUUUUACUGUUUUU